CCCCUCUCGCACAUGCUCCCCCUCACUCACAUGCUCCCCCUCACUCACAUGCUCCCCCUCACUCACAUGCUCCCCCUCACUCACAUGCUCCCCCUCACUCACAUGCUCCCCCUCUCGCACAUGCUCCCCCUCACUCACAUGCUCCCCCUCUCGCACAUGCUCCCCCGCACUCACACGCUCCCCCUCACUCACAUGCUCCCCCUCUCGCACAUCCUCCCCCUCUCGCACAUGCUCCCCCUCACUCACAUGCUCCCCCUCUCGCACAUGCUCCCCCUCACUCACAUGCUCCCCCUCUCGCACAUGCUCCCCCUCACUCACAUGCUCCCCCUCUCGCACAUGCUCCCCCUCACUCACAUGCUUUUGACUGCUUUCAAUCGCUUCCUUUGACCUGCUUUCGCACCUCAUCAUUCCAUCCACGCUGCAUGCAUCCUCUUCUAAUAACGAACCACUUGCAGCAGCCUUGCCCACACGGUGCGGACCUCCCUAUUCAGGUACCCCCCACCCCCCCAAAAAGCUAAAGCCUUCCCCUACACUCUUAAGACUUACUAUUAAAUAACCCCCUACUUGAAACAUAUUACCCCCUUUGGUCUGCACCAUGCGCCAAGGGCUGCUCCAGUGGUCCCUCUCCAUUGCUCCAGUGGUCCCCCUCUGCUGCUAUCACCCACCACCCCAACCCUGCAUAUCUCCCAUGCUUCUAUCCCUAGCUUCUGACUAACUUCCUUACACUUUUCCACUUGCAGGUCGAGGGGAGGGGUGCGGAGUCAACACCACCACUCUCCCCGCCCCUCCCCUGUGGCUGUGCAGGUACUUGCACACGGGAAGCUGGGAGGAGUGCCGCCAUGAGGGAGAGUACUCUGGAUGGGGUUGGCGGCCUUCCAAUGUCACUUGGCAUCUUCUGAAGAUUGCAGCAGAGGAAGCUGAGCAGCUGACACCAGCAGCAGCAGCAGCAGUUGGGCUGGGCGGUUAGAGGGCAGGCUAGGACUAGGUGUGAGAGAGAGGGAGGUACGGUUUUAGGGUUUAGGGUUUACCUUCCCACCAGCUGUAUUUGCCUAUGCCUGCUCCACCUGCCUAGCUUGUACCCAGGAUUCCCCAGCAACAAAGGACCAUUCGAGGGAGGUAUGGUAAGAGGUGAGGUAUGGUCGUCUCACCUCUCUGUGUCGGCCCUUCCUUCCGGCAGCAUGUGGAUUAAAAGCCUUGGAGCAAGGGAAGGGCAGGAGAAUCGAGCAAGGGCAGGAGAAUGGAGACCACUCUCUCACUCACCUCCUCUCCUCUCUUUUUUUCCCCCAGAAGCAUCACGCUGUGAGAGGAGUGCAGUCCCCCCCCUCACCCCCCUCACCUCUCCUUAGCAGGUUGCUGCAUCAUGGUGCUCCAUUCGGCUAUGUGGAAAGUGUGUGGCACGGCAGUCGUUCCUCAAGUUCCAACACUGGCGUAUCGUAUAAUGGAACCGGCCAGAGCCGUGCGCGCCGGCUCUGGUUGGGAGUCCCCUCCUACGACGCUUUCGUACACGGGAUUUGAGUCUUGGGCCGCCCGUGCACUUUCCACUGCCACUCCUCGCCCUCAAGGCAGAGCCAUGGGGGGUGCUGUUUCCCAAGGGGAAGGCGGGCGUCUGCAAACACCAAGGUAAGUUGAGGAGAGUGAGAGGAAGUAGGGGCUGAACCCCCUAGGUAAGUUGGAGUAACCGGCGACGGAUGUGGGCUGCAACCACCAGGGUAAGGUGAGUAAGAGGGAAAUAUGGAAGGGGCCUGAAUGCCCCUGAGUCAGGUGAGUGAGAGGGAGUAAGCAGGGGGCCUGAAACCCCCUGAGUCAGGUGGGUGAGAGGGAGAAAGCAGGGGGCUUGAAACCCCCUGAGUCAGGUGGGUGAGAGGGAGUAAGCAGGGGGCCUGAAACCCCCUGAGUCAGGUGAGUGAGAGGGAGAAAGCAGGGGGCCUGAAACCCCCUCAGUCAGUUGAGUGAGAGGGAGUAAGCAGGGGGCUUGAAACCCCCUGAGUCAGGUGAGUGAGAGGGAGAAAGCAGGGGGCCUGAAUCAGGUGGGUGAGAGGGAGUAAGCAGGGGGCCUGAAACCCCCUGAGUCAGGUGAGUGAGAGGGAGUAAGCAGGGGGCCUGAAUCAGGUGGGUGAGAGGGAGUAAGCAGGGGGCCUGAAACCCCCUGAGUCAGGUGAGUGAGAGGGAGAAAGCAGGGGGCCUGAAACCCCCUGAGUCAGGUGAGUGAGAGGGAGAAAGCAGGGGGCCUGAAACCCCCUGAGUCAGGUGAGUGAGAGGGAGAAAGCAGGGGGCCUGAAUCAGGUGGGUGAGAGGGAGUAAGCAGGGGGCCUGAAACCCCCUGAGUCAGGUGAGUGAGAGGGAGUAAGCAGGGGGCCUGCAACCCCCUGAGUCAGGUGAGUGAGAGGGAGUAAGCAGGGGGCUUGAAACCCCCUGAGUCAGGUGAGUGAGAGGGAGUAAGCAGGGGGCUUGAAACCCCCUGAAUCAGGAGGGUGAGAGGGAGAAAGCAGGGGGCCUGAAACCCCCUCAGUCAGGUGAGUGAGAGGGAGUAAGCAGGGGGCCUGAAACCCCCUGAGUCAGGUGGGUGAGAGGGAGUAAGCAGGGGGCCUGAAACCCCUUGAGUCAGGUGAGUGAGAGGGAAAAAGCAGGGGGCCUGAAACCCCCUGAGUCAGGUGGGUGAGAGGGAGUAUGCAGGGGGCCUGAAACCCCCUGAAUCAGGUGGGUGAGAGGGAGUAAGCAGGGGGCCUGAAACCCCCUGAGUCAGGUGAGUGAGAGGGAGAAAGCAGGGGGCCUGAAACCCCCUCAGUCAGGUGAGUGAGAGGGAGAAAGCAGGGGGCUUGAAACCCCCUGAGUCAGGUGAGUGAGAGGGAGUAAGCAGGGGGCCUGAAACCCCCUGAGUCAGGUGAGUGAGAGGGAGAAAGCAGGGGGCCUGAAUCAGGUGGGUUAGAGGGAGUAAGCAGGGGGCCUGAAACCCCCUGAGUCAGGUGAGUGAGAGGGAGAAAGCAGGGGGCCUGAAUCAGGUGGGUUAGAGGGAGUAAGCAGGGGGCCUGAAACCCCCUGAGUCAGGUGAGUGAGAGGGAGUAAGCAGGGGGCCUGAAACCCCCUGAGUCAGGUGAGUGAGAGGGAGAAAGCAGGGGGCCUGAAUCAGGUGGGUUAGAGGGAGUAAGCAGGGGGCCUGAAACCCCCUGAGUCAGGUGAGUGAGAGGGAGUAAGCAGGGGGCUUGAAACCCCCUGAGUCAGGUGGGUGAGAGGGAGAAAGCAGGGGGCCUGAAACCCCCUGAGUCAGGUGAGUGAGAGGGAGAAAGCAGGGGGCCUGAAACCCCCUGAGUCAGGUGAGUGAGAGGGAGUAAGCAGGGGGCCUGAAACCCCCUGAGUCAGGUGAGUGAGAGGGAGAAAGCAGGGGGCCUGAAUCAGGUGGGUGAGAGGGAGUAAGCAGGGGGCCUGAAACCCCCUGAGUCAGGUGAGUGAGAGGGAGAAAGCAGGGGGCCUGAAACCCCCUCAGUCAGGUGAGUGAGAGGGAGAAAGCAGGGGGCCUGAAACCCCCUGAGUCAGGUGAGUGAGAGGGAGUAAGCAGGGGGCCUGAAACCCCCUGAGUCAGGUGAGUGAGAGGGAGAAAGCAGGGGGCCUGAAUCAGGUGGGUGAGAGGGAGUAAGCAGGGGGCCUGAAACCCCCUGAGUCAGGUGAGUGAGAGGGAGAAAGCAGGGGGCCUGAAACCCCCUCAGUCAGGUGAGUGAGAGGGAGAAAGCAGGGGGCCUGAAACCCCCUGAGUCAGGUGAGUGAGAGGGAGUAAGCAGGGGGCCUGAAACCCCCUGAGUCAGGUGAGUGAGAGGGAGAAAGCAGGGGGCCUGAAUCAGGUGGGUGAGAGGGAGUAAGCAGGGGGCCUGAAACCCCCUGAGUCAGGUGAGUGAGAGGGAGAAAGCAGGGGGCCUGAAACCCCCUCAGUCAGGUGAGUGAGAGGGAGAAAGCAGGGGGCCUGAAACCCCCUGAGUCAGGUGAGUGAGAGGGAGUAAGCAGGGGGCCUGCAACCCCCUGAGUCAGGUGAGUGAGAGGGAGAAAGCAGGGGGCCUGAAUCAGGUGGGUGAGAGGGAGUGAGUGAGAGGGAGAAAGCAAGGGGGCCUGAAACCCCCUCAGUCAGGUGAGUGAGAGGGAGUAAGCAGGGGGCUUGAAACCCCCUGAGUCAGGUGGGUGAGAGGGUGUAAGCCGGGGGUCUGAAACCCCCUGAGUCAGGUGAGUGAGAGGGAGUAAGCAGGGGGCUUGAAACCCCCCUAGUCAGGUGGGUGAGAGGGAGUAAGCAGGGGGCCUGAAACCCCCUGAGUCAGGUGAGUGAGAGGGAGUAAGCAGGGGGCCUGAAACCCCCUGAGUCAGGUGGGUGAGAGGGAGUAAGCAGGGGGCUUGAAACCCCCUGAGUCAAGUGAGUGAGAGGGAGAAAGCAAGGGGGCCUGAAACCCCCUCAGUCAAGUGAGUGAGAGGGAGUAAGCAGGGGGCUUGAAACUCCCUGAGUCAGGUGGGUGAGAGGGUGUAAGCCGGGGGUCUGAAACCCCCUGAGUCAGGUGAGUGAGAGGGAGUAAGCAGGGGGCUUGAAACCCCCCUAGUCAGGUGGGUGAGAGGGAGUAAGCAGGGGGCCUGAAACCCCCUGAGUCAGGUGAGUGAGAGGGAGAAAGCAGGGGGCUUGAAACCCCCCUAGUCAGGUGGGUGAGAGGGAGUAAGCAGGAGGCCUGAAACCCCCUGAGUCAUGUGAGUGAGAGGGAGGAAGCAGGGCCUGAGUCCCCUGGCUCUCCUGCCCAGGCUGCCAGAGGGAGUGCGCGAAAUAUGCGUCCCUCCCGCGCCAGUAGUUCGCCGGAUAUCCAGAACCCUCGGCAGUUUUCGCCACAGGAGCUGUCAUCCAACGAAUCCCUGUUCGCCGGGGUGGCGGGAUGGGAUAUCGACCUGCUUUGCGACAGUCGCCAACCCCCAAUUUCCUGCAGAAUCCCCCCCAAACUUCGUCAGCUCUUCGCCCUCGCAUUCCUGACACCUCUGCUACACAUCGCACACAGGCCAACCAGCCUCGCGGGUUGGCGCCUGUUACUUUUCGUCCCUCGCCUAGCCCUCCGCCUGCACUCGCCCAAGCACCCUGAUUGGGCCACGGUGGAAAAACGACUGCAGCAGUUCCUCGCGGGGGAAUGGCAGCAGCUGUACCUGUCAGCAAUCGAUGCUGUGCAUAACCUCCCCCCUCCUCGCCACGUGCCGGACACCAUCGGCAGGCACAAGCGGGCAGAGGGGCUUGUCCGCCGUGGCAGUCUCCGACGUGCCCUGCUUGCACUAGACUCGACUCCGGUCAGCGAUUCAACCCCCGACGUCCUCGAGGCACCGAAGUCCAAGCACCCCGCUCCGUUGACCGAGUCAAUCGCUUGGCCCACCCUCGACGAGUCCGAGGCGGGCCCCACGGUUUCGCAGGAGGCGUUCAUUCGUCUGCUGAGCCGCUGCGAAAACGGAGUGGGUGCAGGGCCUUCAGGAAUGUGCUUCGAGCACAUUCGCGAAGCCGCCCUCGCCAACAACUCAGUCGCUGCCAAAUUGCAUGAGCUCGCAGUACGCCUGCUCCACGGAGAUUCCACAGCUGAUAUCGCCGCCCUCCUCACCGCUAGUCGACUAAUCGCUUUCCCCAAGCCCGGAGGCGGUACCAGACCUAUAGCCAUAGGCGAGUGCUUGCACCGCCUCGUGGCGAAGGCGGGCCUCCUCACCAUGACGGCGCAGGCACAAACUCAU
This is a messenger RNA of Closterium sp. NIES-67, 5721 nucleotides long. NCBI's taxonomy places the organism in Eukaryota, Viridiplantae, Streptophyta, Zygnematophyceae, Desmidiales, Closteriaceae. The record is from the annotation of a GenBank genome assembly.